CUUAGCGCGCCUUUGUACCAUACUAUACUCGAAUUCAUUCUAAUACGACGUAAUGACUGCGAAGCCUUUCAAGCCAUCCAAGACACCCUAUACACCAGUAUUCUAUUCUAGCCCUUUUUCUUCCUCAAUGUCGUCGUCUGUGGCAUCUGGGCACCGCUCACCGUCAAUAUAUCUGGACCAACUAUCUCAAUAUCAUUUAGCGCUAGCUGGAUUGGAAGAAAUUCCAGCGUCGGAUUGUGGCACUGACUUUGACGAUGAUGCCCAGCAUCGUGUGCGCGCACUGCGCGACCGCGUUAUCGAAGCUCUUGAAUACAGCAAUGGAGAUCCCGCGGAUGGCAAAUGGUCUCGCUUGAAGGACCUGCUCCGACUUCGUUCCACCACCGCCGGCAAGCGGUGGAUUGGCGUUCGCGCUGACGGAUUGGAGGCGAGCCCUGGACCCGGCGGAUUCCUUUUGGUGGACACCGAAGAGCAGUGGUUCGAAUGGGAGAAACGGAGAGAAGCAGAGAAAAUGUUGAAGAGCAAAGUGGAGAACUGGCAGAAAGAUGUUAUCGUUCAUGCUGAUCCUACUUUGGACGACAUGGAGCCACUACCAGGCAGGGAGAAAUCCAGGAGCAAGUCAAAAGAAAACGCAGAGGUCGAUGUUCCUGCAGCCAAGUCCAACUCAAAGGGCGCAAGCAAGACCGACUCUUCUGCUACCAAUGCCCCCAAAAGUGGUGAUAUUAAGGACCCGUCUCCAUUGGGAUUCAAUGUUUCGAAGCGUAGAGGUGCCACGAAAAAGAGGCCGUCUGCAGCACCGAAAGACAAAUCAGACGACAUAUACGCGCCUGGCAAUGGAGACGUCAGCAUGGUUUCUGCAGCUAAAAUAAACAUCAGUGAUGUUUCCGAGACGGCUUUUUUCCCACCUUCGUUUCCUACGGGACUGGAGACGUCUACUCCGCCGGACCUUGUACGCAAGAAACCUCCCCCAAUUAUCCUUGUUCCAUCGUCUUCCCCAUCGUCAUCUCCGAAUACGAAACCCCCACCCUUGUCUACAGAUAUCUCAACUUCUCCAGAACGGAGUGGUACCCACCGCCGCCAAGCAUCAUCUCCAAUUCCAGGGCUAACCCUGCUUAGACAACAUUCCACGACGCCUGAUAGGCCUUCGAAGCGUAUGCGGGCAGAACCGCCGUCUUCAGGCUCUAGCAAUAUCACACCUCAGCUGGAGGCUUCCCCAUUGGCUGAUCUAGUUGCCAGGAAGCAUCAAACGGCAACUCCGACGACGCCUCAGGCCAAGCCCCUACCGACCCUAUCAGAGCUUCUCGCCUCAGCUAAAAAGACACCAAAGGGCAGAGGUCGCGUUUUUUCCAAACCACGGUCGCCCGUCAAGGCUCCCGUACCAAUUGUACCGGAGGAGCCUGUGAAUGUAGACCCAGACCCAGACCCGGACCUGUACCUGGACAUGGAAGUCGACCUCGCAUCACCUGCCAAGUCGUUAUCAUCUAUUGCUGACGAGGAUUCUGAUGGUGGUGAGGACGGCGUUGGUGGCGCCCUUCCUGACUUUACAUACGAUGCUGGGGCGUUUAAACCACCUUUUGCAUCUACACAGCUCCAGGGCUCGCAAUUGGGAUAUAAUUCCCAGGUGGACGUGGAGCGAAAUGUCAAUGAGCUGGAUAAAUUUCUGGCCAGAGAUGUCGAUAUGAGUGGAGAUGAAGACGACGAUGUUUUCAGGCGUAGGGAUGGAGACGUAGAUUAUGCUACAUGGCUGAAACCUGAAGUUCUGGCUAGUGCUAGCAGCGAAAAGAGCUCUUAAGAGGUGCACCAGGGCGUUGUUGCCUAUUUAAUCUUUUUCUUGUAUCAUCACCCUGUUCAAUGCUACGCAACAGCCGUCAAAAUACUGAUUAACAAUGUAUGUACAUAAAUAUGUGCACCAAGAAGGAGGUCGUGAUAAAAAAGUGUAGUACCAUAGUGAUAAUAUUAUAUUACAGCCC
Messenger RNA from Guyanagaster necrorhizus, 1967 nucleotides. RefSeq lists its product as uncharacterized. The transcript is spliced from 2 exons. NCBI's taxonomy places the organism in Eukaryota, Fungi, Basidiomycota, Agaricomycetes, Agaricales, Physalacriaceae. The record is from RefSeq and is a predicted model, not a curated record. The coding region runs from base 53 to 1789 and encodes 578 amino acids.